ACAAUUCCCCCUCACCACAACCAGUGGAGAAUUAUCGCGGUUGAUGCACAGAUCAGCAAAAGUCACAUUCACACCAAUUUCUGUGCAUUUAAAUACCCCACACACAUAUUAAUCUCUCUUUCUAAAUCCUUAAAUUAGUUUCGUAUUUCUCCCUCUCAACGAAAAACCCUAAAUUACCGAAUUGAGUUGCAUGAAACACUCGUUCUCAUAGCACUUGGUUUCGAUCAAUGGGUGUCACCACUAGUAAUCGUAAACGCUCAGAAGAAUGCAUGUCCGUCAAUCACCAAUUCUCUUCAUCUUCAGAUUACCACAGAAAAAAACCCAAAUUCUCAUCCGAAUCGACCCGACCCGUUAAACCUACAUACGACGUCGUUUCCAGGAUUUCUCGUUACCCCGACACCAAACCACCGUUUGUUCGUGAAGUUCACGCGCCGUGCAGGCCGAAAAAAUUCAACUUUGCCAGAACCAUAUCGAGGUUAUUUCCCGGUGGCGACAACAAAAACAACGACGGCGGUGAUAUUAUGGGGAAUUUUCUGACGAGUAAUUACGAAAAGGCGAAGCAUUCUGCAUUGGAGAAAUGCAGAGUUGCGACUAAGAAGGAGAAGGUUGUGAUCGAUUUGGACGCAGAGAGUAGCGGCCGCGAGGUUUCGGAGGAUUCCGGCGUGGUGGAGGUGGUUGAGAUUCGUGAUACGGAGGCUGAGGUUGUUGAAAUUGGCGUUAAACGGCGGUUGAGGUCUUCGCCGGAUUCAGCGUUGACGAAUACUAUUGUGAACUUGGAGGAGUAUGAUCUUUCGAGCGUUCAUGUGUAUAAAAAGUUGCUUGAAGGUGUUCAACGACGAACGGACACGAUUCGGAAUCUGAAUUUUCAAAUUGAGCUGAAUGAGAAGCGUAGGGAUACGUUUCAAUUGCUGCGUCCUAAGAAGGAACUUGUUGAGGAAGUGCUCAUUGAGCCUUUUGUCCCUCUAACGGAUGAAGAAGAAAAUGAGGUUUCUCGUGCAUUAUCUGCCAACCGGAGGAAGAUCUUGGUUACCCAUGAGAGUUCUAAUAUUGAGAUAUCUGGAGAAAAGAUUCAGUGCCUUAUCCCGAGUGCAUGGUUAAAUGAUGAGGUUAUAAAUUUGUAUUUUGAGUUGCUGAAAGAGAGGGAACGAAGAGAACCACAAAAGUUUUUGAAAUGUCAUUUUUUCAACACCUUUUUCUACAAAAAGUUAAUAAGUGGCAGGGAUGGAUAUGAUUUCAAAUCUGUUCGAAGAUGGACAACUCAAAGGAAAUUGGGAUACAAUCUAUUUGAUUGUGAUAAAAUAUUUAUACCAAUCCAUCGAGAAAUUCACUGGUGCCUGGCGGUUAUCAAUAAAAAAGAUGCAAAAUUCCAGUAUCUUGACUCAUUGAAAGGAAAGGAUAGGCGUGUGCUAAAAUUGCUGGCUAGAUACUUCGAAGACGAAGUAAAGGACAAAACUGGAAAAGAUAUUGAUGUAAGCACAUGGGAGAAAGAACUUGUGGAAGACCUUCCUGAGCAGGAAAAUGGGUUCGAUUGUGGUGUGUUUAUGAUCAAAUAUGCCGACUUUUAUAGCCGAGGCCUGGGGCUGUGUUUUAACCAGGAACACAUGCCUUACUUCCGGCGCAGGACAGCUAAGGAGAUAUUGAGAUUGAGAGCUGAAUAAGCAAAGAAGUGACCAUUCAUCAGUAUUCUAAUCCAAUACUCCGGCGUCGUUAUAGGAAUUUUGGCAGUACUAAUUGAUGGAGGAUCCUUCACUUCUGGAAAUGUCUUGAUAAUAAUCAUUCUGGAAUUGGAGCAUUUGCUUGCUUGGAAGCUGAACUGACCACACAUACGGUCCCAGUGCCUAGGUCCAGCAAGUCCGUAGUGUAGAACGCAGUAGGUUGUAUAUACAGUAUACAAGAGUGAUUUAUUAGAUGAGAUUGAGGUGUUAACUAUGUAAUGGCAAUAUUGCUUCUUCACCAUUCUCUUUAUAUUCAUUUUUGCUUUGUCCGUAGUCUAGAAUGCAGUAUUUUUGCUCAUAGUGUUUGAUCUUUUCCUCUAGGAAAUUGAAUGGAAAGAAAAGGAUGAUGAUUUCAUAGGUAGUAUAGAUUGCGGCAGGCUCUACAUUUGAGCAUUCGUCAAACCUAAUUUUGGAUAAAUUUGAUUUAUGUUUGAAUUUCUUUA
Messenger RNA from Cicer arietinum (chickpea), 2158 nucleotides. Its product is annotated as ubiquitin-like-specific protease ESD4. Gene Ontology annotation, molecular function: deSUMOylase activity. The record is from RefSeq and is a predicted model, not a curated record. Gene Ontology annotation, cellular component: nucleus. Gene Ontology annotation, biological process: protein desumoylation; proteolysis. NCBI's taxonomy places the organism in Eukaryota, Viridiplantae, Streptophyta, Magnoliopsida, Fabales, Fabaceae.